AUGCUGUUUGCCUUGAUGAAAGCGGAAUGUCCCGGGAUUGGAGCAGAGUUCGUGUUUCCUAUCAGGGGGCACAGUUUUCUGCCUGUGGCUCGUGUUUUUGGGAGGAUUGAGCAACAGAUACGGAGAAAGGACACCAUCCUCAUGCCAGAGGAGUAUUAUGAGAUCCUGCAAAAUCAUGGAAAGGUUCAUAUCUACGGGCAACACUGGCAGGCUUAUGAUUUCAAUGAGGAGACCAGGGCUUUUGUAAAGGCACAGAAGUCCUUUAAGUUAAGUGAAGCAAGAAUGCUGGAGCUGAAAAAUGGCAAGGUUGGGUUCAAGGCUGUGUAUAACGGUGAUUACUGCAUACACUCUGUUCUGAAGAGAGGGAAAACCUGGGCAAGCUUCAAGCCAGGUCAACUGGCCAAUGAAAGCACAGUGAAGGAAGCAAAGAGAAGAGACGUGCUGAACCUGCUGCGUGAAAUUGGUGCGAGCGAUGGUGUGCGUGCCUUUUACAGUGAUGCACUGUCACAGGUGAAUGUUGACAGUGACAGUCAUGAAGAAUAG
Molecule: messenger RNA, 543 nt
Organism: Knipowitschia caucasica
Lineage: Eukaryota; Metazoa; Chordata; Actinopteri; Gobiiformes; Gobiidae
Source: the annotation of a GenBank genome assembly